AUGCCAUCCACAGGCUCAGAUUCAUCGACAACGACUCAGUCUAGUAGAAAAAUUGUCAGAGUUUUAACCAUCCACAGUCCACCUCUAAGAAAUGUUUCGUCCGUCGUACCCCGGAAGAGUGGUGUCGCUCGCUGCUUCAUUUGUUUGACUUUGUACAUGGCCAUGGCUCGCACGAAGAGGAAACAUGUCAGGACUCAGGAGAGUUCUGGAACUUCGAAAUCUAUUCAUGCAGGAGAUUCCAAUUUUGGUGUAUAA
Messenger RNA from Botrytis sinoallii, 255 nucleotides. RefSeq lists its product as uncharacterized. The transcript has a single exon. NCBI's taxonomy places the organism in Eukaryota, Fungi, Ascomycota, Leotiomycetes, Helotiales, Sclerotiniaceae. The record is from RefSeq and is a predicted model, not a curated record. The coding region runs from base 1 to 255 and encodes 84 amino acids.